UUCGUCUGAUUGACUACGAGAAGAUGGUCGAUGCCAACGGCUACCGGAUUGUGGCGUUUGGUCAGUGGGCCGGCCUGGCAGGAAUGAUUAACAUUUUGCAUGGGCUGGGGCUGCGUUUCCUGGCUCUCGGACACCACACUCCCUUCAUGCACAUCGGCAUGGCUCACAACUACAGGAACGUCAGCCAGGCCAUCCAGGCAGUGAGGGAUUGCGGGUACGAGAUUUCCACGGGGCUCAUGCCCAAAUCUAUCGGCCCUGUGACGUUUUGUUUCACCGGUACCGGCAACGUUUCCAAGGGAGCCCAGGACAUCCUGAACGAGCUUCCUGUUGAGUACGUCGAACCUCAUGAGUUGAAGGAAGUCUCUCAAUCUGGAGAUAUGACCAAAGUGUACGCCACCGUUCUGAGCCGACAUCACCACCUGAUGAGGAAGAGCGACGGCAUCUAUGACCCCAUGGAGUACGAGGACCAUCCGGAGCUUUACACCUCACACUUUAGGACCAGCGUGAGCCUGCCCGCUUCUGUCCCUGCACCCCCACCCCCCAGUUACAACACCCCCACCUGCUCCCGUCACUCCCUCAGAGGCCUCGUCCUCUAUUUCUGUCGUCAGCAGCAAACAGCUGCUGGCUGUGUUGGUUUUUUACAACAGACGGCAGCUUUCACACAGCUGUGAACUCGUUUAACUUUGUGUCGACCUUCAUCACACUCUUAGAUUACCUCACCGAUGCAU
This is a messenger RNA of Plectropomus leopardus (leopard coralgrouper), 728 nucleotides long. The record is from RefSeq and is a predicted model, not a curated record. NCBI's taxonomy places the organism in Eukaryota, Metazoa, Chordata, Actinopteri, Perciformes, Serranidae.